ACCACACCACACACCACCAUCCACGCACUGCUAGUAAGCGAGCUUAGCUACUGAUCGUCGUCAAGCACUCUCGAGCUCGAUCUCUCGAAGCGGCUAGCUGCUAGCAGCCAAUUAAUGGCGAAGCCUUCGCAGGUGCUGGUGUCGGCGCUCGCCGCCUGGGCGGUGGUCCUGCUGCUGCUGUGCGCCGCCGCGCCGCGGGGCGCCGACGCGGCCACGGCGUGCGACGCCGCGCAGCUGACCCCGUGCGCGGGCGCCAUCAUCGGGAGCUCGCCGCCCACCGCGGCGUGCUGCAGCAGGCUCAGGGAGCAGCAGCCGUGCCUGUGCACGUACGCGCGCGACCCCAAGCUGCAGCGCUACGUCAGCUCGCCCAACGGCAAGAACGCCAUGGCCGCGUGCAAGGUGCCCGUGCCGUCGUGCUAAUUUAAACUUCUGUUAGCGCCGCCGCCGCCGCGCGCGUACGUACGUGUCGUGACUCGUGAGGCGUACCUGUGUCGGUAGCAGCAUGGCCCACUGGACAGGGACAGAGUGUGGCGUCGCUUUUUUUCUGUUUCAGUACGUACGUACUUGGAUCGCGGAAGCCCGUGUAUGCGUGUUCCGUUGUGGUGUUGCUGUACUCGAUCUGCUGCAUGUGUGUAUCUACCGAGCUCUUCGGACAGAUACGCGUGCGUAUGAAUAAAUGAUGUAAUAACGACGUGUGCAUCCGCUAUAUAUAUGCAUAUCUAUACAUAUGCUUU
Molecule: messenger RNA, 734 nt
Organism: Zea mays
Lineage: Eukaryota; Viridiplantae; Streptophyta; Magnoliopsida; Poales; Poaceae
Product: nonspecific lipid-transfer protein
Exons: 1
Coding region: 115-420 (101 amino acids)
Biological process (GO): lipid transport
Source: RefSeq, marked validated